GAGAUGAUAACUUGGACCAUGUUGUGCCGCAGAGUACGGCGCUGAUUUUUCGGGAGAGUCUGUCAGGUCCAGAAUGAUUAGACCCUGGCUUAGGAUAUCUCACAACUUAGCCCUGUUGGCCGCAGUCAUGAUGACCAUUCUCCCGGUCGUAAGGUUAAACGAGGAGUAUCAGCGAUUGGCCAAUGUAACGGAAACGGUGAGGGGGAUCCUACAUGGGUACGACAUCAGACUCAGACCAGAUUUUGCAGGGGACCCCCUCUCCAUCGGGAUGUCUAUUGAAAUCGCCAGUAUUGACAGCAUAUCGGAAGUUAACAUGGACUACACCAUGACGAUGUACUUCCAGCAGACGUGGCGGGACCCCCGCCUGUCCUACACCAGCGUGCCCCACAACCUGACCCUGGACGGCCGGGUGGCGGAGAGUAUCUGGGUCCCGGACACGUACUUCCUGAACGACAAGGAGUCCUACCUUCACGGAGUCACCGUCAAGAACCGCAUGUUACGGCUUCACCACGACGGCUCCGUUCUCUAUGGUCUAAGUUAUGAGCUGGAGAACCCUGGAGCAGGAGAGAUGUGGUUAGAUGUUGUUGAGUAA
Branchiostoma belcheri (Belcher's lancelet) is the source of this 592-nucleotide messenger RNA. RefSeq names its product gamma-aminobutyric acid receptor subunit beta-1-like. Bases 74 to 592 code for a protein of 172 amino acids. Gene Ontology annotation, biological process: monoatomic ion transmembrane transport; signal transduction; regulation of membrane potential. Gene Ontology annotation, molecular function: GABA-A receptor activity; neurotransmitter receptor activity; extracellular ligand-gated monoatomic ion channel activity. Lineage: Eukaryota; Metazoa; Chordata; Leptocardii; Amphioxiformes; Branchiostomatidae. The transcript is spliced from 5 exons. Gene Ontology annotation, cellular component: synapse; membrane; neuron projection. The record is from RefSeq and is a predicted model, not a curated record.